Messenger RNA from Eublepharis macularius, 1834 nucleotides. It is a transcript of the gene TEX261, whose product is annotated as testis expressed 261. The transcript is spliced from 6 exons. Bases 59 to 649 code for a protein of 196 amino acids. Gene Ontology annotation, molecular function: COPII receptor activity. Gene Ontology annotation, cellular component: endoplasmic reticulum membrane; COPII-coated ER to Golgi transport vesicle; Golgi membrane. Lineage: Eukaryota; Metazoa; Chordata; Lepidosauria; Squamata; Eublepharidae. The record is from RefSeq and is a predicted model, not a curated record. Gene Ontology annotation, biological process: endoplasmic reticulum to Golgi vesicle-mediated transport.
CGCUUGCCGAUGCGCCGGUGGAAGCGAGGCGGCAGCGGCGACGACGACGGGCCCGACGAUGUGGUUCAUGUACGCCCUGAGCUGGCUCGCGCUGCUCAUCCAGGCCGCCUUCGUCACCCUCGGCAUCGCGGCUGGAUUGUACUACUUGGCAGAGUUGAUAGAAGAGUACACAGUAGUUACUAGCAGGAUCAUUAAGUAUAUGAUAUGGUUCUCCACAGCUGUGCUGGUUGGACUGUACCUCUUUGAAACCUUCCCCGGCCUUAUGGUCGGCGUGGGCCUCUUUACCAACCUGGUGUAUUUUGGAUUGCUGCAGACCUUCCCUUUCAUCAUGCUGACCUCUCCAAAUUUCAUCCUGUCCUGCGUCCUGGUUGUGUUGAAUCACUACUUGGCGUUCCAGUAUUUUGCAGAAGAGUAUUACCCGUUCUCAGAGGUUCUCGCCUACUUCACCUUCUGCCUGUGGCUCAUUCCCUUUGCGUUUUUUGUUUCCUUGUCGGCUGGGGAGAAUGUGCUGCCUUCCACAGUACAGACAGGAGAUGAUGUGGUAUCCAACUACUUCACAAAAGGCAAGAGGGGAAAGCGCUCCGGCAUUCUCGUCAUCUUCUCAUUCAUUAAGGAAGCCAUCCUGCCAAGCCGCCAGAAGAUGUAUUGACGCUGCCACCUCCCCUAAAUGCCUUCUGUUUACGCCCGGACACUUUUAUCUAGAUGGAACUUGAGGUCUCUGUGCUGUGGCGCUCACCGCUCCCUGCCAUGUUGGGAAUGAAUCGAUUGUGAAAUGUGGGACAGGCAAUCACCUAUACUGACAACCCCAAACUCUGGGAGUGUUGUCACUUGGAGCGCUCUCCUUUGCACAGUUGACUUCUGAGGUGGACGUGGUCACAGCAGAGGAGAGCCGUAUAAAAUGUUCGAUCUUGCCUCGGCAGUGGGGUCCUUUGAGCUGGCAUCUUUCGCAUUGAAAGCCAAAAUGCUUCCUCUCAAGACAGACCUUUUUCCUUACUGUGAAGGUGCUGUAAGGUUUUAACAGCAGGUUCAUGCAGACUUUGGAUCAGUGCACAAAAAGCUGGCCUCCACCAGCCUUGUUCCCAAGCGUUGUUCGUAGACAUGGUCCACGGACGUCCAAAUGCCCUUCUUGUUCAAAAUAUGCAUCUGACAUUGUGACGAAGAGAUGGGCAGAAAUCUUGGCUUUUGCGUUUCUUUUACAGGAUGUUUCUGGAUACAGAUCUGUGCCAGUAUUGAUUUAAAGGAAUCGGGGCCUUCUGGAGAAGGGACUGCGAAUCGCAUCUUCACUUGGUUGUUGAGAAUGUCCUUUGGAAGAUGCCCAGAGGGGGCCUUCGCAGCUGCUUCUUGGGUGGGCCAAAGAUCAUUGACACAGACUUCCUUGGUCGCCACUGCCUAGCUUUUGAGUUAAAUAAAAUGAUUGAAAAACCUUGAUCAGAAAUGAAGGUAGCUGGCAUAGCCCCAAUUUGCCAAUGUUUCACUCCCUUUGAACCUAUAUCGACUGGGAAAGAAACUGCCCACAUCCCUGAAGCUAUUGGGGGUGGGGGGAGUCAGGUUAAAUAGCUUCUUGCAAGGAUGUGAAGAUGUUUGCUGUCCUCUGGUUCCAGUGUCAAAUUUGCUUUCUGUGGCAUAACCCCCCCCCCCUGCUCCCAAUGGCUGUGUUCUGGAAUGAUGUAUGAAGAUUCCUUCCUGCAAGUGGGGGUGGGGGGGAGCUGGGGGACACUUUGGGCUGGAUUCUGGUGACACAUUUUGUUCUCUCUUAAAUUAACGGAAGUUUGGUUUCUGUUUGAGCACAAAACCUUUGUGUUAAUAAAGGUGUGAGAUGAAAUUUGUUUUAAAA